GUCAGAGAUCUGCAAACCGACGGGCAUUUUUCUCUCUCUCCAUAUGGCGGUCAAAAUUUGUUCCUUAUUGAAAUGCCAUUUUUUUUUGUUUGCAUUUAUAAUGAUAUCUUAAAGAUUGUUGAUGUAAAUAAUAAUAUGUAUUGGCAAGAAUGGGAAUUAUUUGUAGCACAUCACAUUUCCUUUUACGUCAAUCUGGCCAUUAAAAUGGGGAAAAAUGAGCUAUCCCUUCGAAAUCUACAUCCUGGUGCUUAUGGAACGAAAGAAAACUUGGAUAUUGUUAUGAAAUUGAAAGAGCUCGGUAUAUAUAAGUCGAGAGAGCAAUUUCCAUUAAAUUUAAAUUUGACGCAUGGUUCAGAGAUCCCCUGGAAUAAUGGGCAUUGUGUUGUUGUUAAUGGUACUUCUGCUGAAUCUUCAGACAUAUUUUAUGUUAUGGAAGAUGUAUCUGGAGUUUUUUAUCUCAUAAUGGGUCAAAACCAAUGGGAUUAUGGCUCAAAGAAGAUGACUGAGAAAAAUGUUAGUGAUGAAGACGAGAAGAAUUUUAAUAGCGUCGAACAUUCUGAGCUUCAAGAGUAUAGAGACAUAACGAUCAUAUUUACUACACAACCAUACGAGGGGAGUGAAAAUUUACCAGAAAUUCUGAUCGUCUCAAAAGACAAUUUUAAGAGCUACUUUGGCCCCGUUUUUUCAGCACGAGCCACAUUUUCUCUUACUAGGGAUAUCAAUCCCAAUUUUUGGGAUAUAAAUAGGUUAAAAAAUACUAUUAAGGGUAUUGGUGAUGUUUCUAUGGAUACUGUUAUUGCAAAACGGCCAUAUAUUAGUGAGGAUCAUUUUCAUAAUGUGAACCCAGGGGCGGAUAAAAGGCAAAAAUUAGACUUUUUCCCAUUUGAUGUACAAGGCACUGAAAUAUAUGCACCCGAUCAUUUAAUCGAAAAUUAG
Messenger RNA from Rhizophagus irregularis DAOM 181602=DAOM 197198, 936 nucleotides. NCBI's taxonomy places the organism in Eukaryota, Fungi, Glomeromycota, Glomeromycetes, Glomerales, Glomeraceae. The record is from RefSeq and is a predicted model, not a curated record.